Molecule: messenger RNA, 1455 nt
Organism: Cajanus cajan (pigeon pea)
Lineage: Eukaryota; Viridiplantae; Streptophyta; Magnoliopsida; Fabales; Fabaceae
Gene: SIAR1
Product: nodulin MtN21 /EamA-like transporter family protein
Cellular component (GO): membrane
Molecular function (GO): transmembrane transporter activity
Source: RefSeq, a predicted model, not a curated record
AUUGCGCUUCUUAGAGUGUGUCAUCCACAAACUCACAAAACAUAACCAAUAGCUUAUUAGUGAGUUUGUGUUUGUGUUUGUGUGUGUGGUAAGGUUAACUAGAAGAUGGAGGAUCAAAAUGCAUCAUCUAAUGGAAUGGGGAAGACGUUCCGCAAGAUUAAGCCCUACCUUGCUAUGGUGUCCCUUCAGUUUGGGUACUCCGGAAUGUACAUCAUCACCAUGGUUUCCUUCAAGCAUGGCAUGAGCCAUUGGGUACUCUCCGUGUACCGUCACAUAAUUGCCACUCUCAUCAUGGCACCUUUUGCAUUUGUCCUCGAAAGAAAAAUACGGCCAAAGAUGACUUUCCCUGUGUUCCUGAGGCUAGCAGCUCUCGGUUUCCUUGAGCCCGUGCUUGAUCAAAACUUGUACAACAUGGGAAUGAAGAACACCUCAACAACGUUUGCAUCGGCCUCCAUUAAUGUCCUCCCAGCCAUUACUUUUAUAUUGGCACUCAUUUGCAGGUUAGAGACAGUGAACUUCAAAAAGGUACACAGUGUAGCCAAGGUAGUUGGAACAGCAGUAACAGUCACAGGAGCCAUGGUUAUGACUUUGUACAAAGGCCCUGCCCUUCAGAUCAUAAAGGGACAUGCAGCAAGUCACCAUGACAGUGGCAGCACCACAGAGCCCUCUGAACAAAACUGGGUGCUUGGCACAGUAAUGCUCAUUGCAAGUUGCGGUGGUUGGGCUAGCUUCUUCAUCUUGCAAUCCUUCACUUUGAAGAUGUACCCAGCAGAGCUCUCAGUUACAGCUUGGAUUUGCUUUUUGGGCAUUUUUGAGGGUGGAAUUGCUACUCUUAUAUUUGAACGUGACAUGAGUGUGUGGUCCAUAGGCAUGGACUCAAGGCUACUUGCUUGUGUUUAUUCUGGUGUGGUAUGCUCUGGAAUGGCAUACUAUGUACAAGGAGUUGUGACCAGGGAACGUGGACCUGUGUUUGUGACUUCUUUCAGUCCUCUUUGUAUGAUUAUCACUGCUGCAUUGGGAUCCAUUGUCUUGGCUGAGCAAGUUUUUACGGGAAGUAUAAUUGGAGCAGUUAUCAUUGUGACUGGACUUUACACCGUGGUAUGGGGAAAAAGCAAAGACAAACUGAACACAACGGACGUAGCAAAAAGUGAGGGCCAAGAAUUGCCAAUUAAGGAUGAUACAAAGUCAGGAACAGACAAUUUUGACAGCAUUGAGAUCAAUGUUCCUACUGGGGCAGGAAAGAAUGUGCUUCCUUCAGCACGAACAUAGGUCCCCUAGGACUAGCGUAACAGAUUUUCCUACUAAUUAAAAUGAUAUCAAGAGAGAUUUUGUGCUAUGUACAAAUCUUUCACAAUGGCUGCGUUUUCUUAUGUACCUUACUUGCUUUCCCUUUGACCCGUUUUGUGUUGCUGAACCUUGAGUAUGAGUAAAAUAACGCAUUGAUGCUUUUGUCUC